UGGGCGCGGACCGCAACGCACCCCGCAGGGCCGGACUCCUCCCACCCUCCUUGGAGCCCGCCGCGCCGCGGAGCCGUCCGGCCGAAGUGCGUCCUCGCCCGCUGUGCGCGCGCUACUGGGGUCUCCAAAUCCUCCUCCUCAGGGGUCCGUGCCACACCUGCAGGCGCUGGUACCCAUUGGCGCUCAGUACACGUGUACCUUCUGGAGGCCCUGCUGCGUCUUUACAGCUUCCAGUAUCCCUGCAGAACCUUCCUUCCAGUAGAUUUGGCAGAAUCUUGUGUUGGGAAACAACUCUGUGUCUGUUGCAGAUUCCUUAAGGUCAAGGGUUAUUACUCCUUGCCCGGAAUGUGCAGUCUGCAUUAGGGAGGAAGAAGUGCCCAGACAAGAGAUUUUUGUUAUACACCUUCACAAAAAACAGUGAAAUGUCCGGUUCCUCACCGUUUAAGAGGCGAUUAGUUCAUUUGGACCUUAAAGGAGCUCCGCCAAAGGUCUCGUACCUCUCGGAGAUUUUUCCUCUGUUCCAUGCCCUGGGUGCAAACGGCCUCCUCAUUGAGUAUGAAGACAUGUUUCCCUACGAGGGCCACCUGAGGCUGCUGAGGGCCAAGCACGCAUACAGCCCCUUUGAAAUCAAAGAGAUCCUGCACCUGGCCACGCUGAACAACCUAGAGGUCAUUCCCUUGGUACAGACAUUUGGACACAUGGAGUUCGUGCUGAAGCACGAGGCUCUCACUCACCUCCGAGAAGUGGCACUUUUCCCCAACACACUGAACCCCCAUGAGGCGGAGUCCCUGGCACUGGUGGGAGCCAUGAUUGACCAGAUCAUGGAGCUGCACCCCGGUGCCCGAUGGCUCCACAUCGGCUGUGACGAGGUCUAUUACCUUGGAGAGGGUGAGGCCUCGAGACAGUGGCUGCAGCAGGAGCAGAACACCAAAGCAAAACUGUGUCUGUCCCAUGUGAAGGCGGUGGCCAGCCACGUGCAGGCCCGGCACCCUGCCACCACGCCCCUGGUGUGGGACGACAUGCUGCGGGACAUCCCCGAGGACCAGCUCUCAGCGUCGGGGGUGCCACAGCUGGUGGAGCCUGUGCUCUGGGACUAUGGAGCCGACCUGGACAUCCAUGGCAAGGCCCUCCUCAUGGAAAAGUACCGGAAGUGUGGUUUUUCCCAGCUGUGGGCUGCCAGUGCCUUCAAGGGGGCCACGGGCGUGAACCAGGCCCUGACCCCCAUCGAGCACCACCUCAGAAACCACGUGCAGUGGCUGCAGGUAGCCGGCAGUGGCCCAGCAGACAUGCUGCAGGGCAUCGUCCUGACAGGCUGGCAAAGGUACGACCACUUUUCCGUGCUGUGCGAGCUGCUGCCCGUGGGGAUCCCGUCCCUGGCCGUCUGUCUGCAGUCACUCCUACAUGGAGGCUUUGCUGAAGAUGUUAAAGCAAGAGUGGAGAACUUCCUAGGGAUUUCCAGCCUGGAAAUAACUGAUUUUAUGAGGUACCCCACACCCCAGCCCUGCCUCUCCCCUCACGCUUGGACCCGUCUCAGCUCAGCGUCUCUGUGCAGGGAAGGAGCCGGCUCCUUCCCCGGAAGCGACAUCCUCGCCCUCAUCACGCAAGUCAGCCUCCACCUGCGCAGCUCCGUGGACGCACUGCUGGAGAGGGACAGGUACGUGACCGGCUGGUUCAGCCCCUUCCAUCGCAGGCGGAAGCUCAUCCACCCGGUCAUGAUCCAGCACAUCCAGCCCCAGGCCCUCAGUCUCCUGGCCAGGUGGAGUGCCCUCGUGGGGGAGUUGGAGGCCGCCCUGCAGCGUGUCUUCUACUCGGACACCGUGGAAGAGUGGCUGGAGGAGAACGUGUACCCCAGCUUGCAGCAGCUGCAGGGUCUGCUGCAGGACCUCAGCGAGGCGGCUGGCCCCCCACCCUCACUGGCCAGCCCUGGCCUGUACACGAGUCAAGACCCCUGAGGGGAGGGGGCCGAUCGUGGGCCUCCUUGCACCCUUGUCCAGCUGCAUCCGGCCUGACGCUUGCCUCCUGUUGAGCCCGGGACAGCGAGCAAGCAGGCAGCACCCAGGGUAGACAGUUAUCGCUGGGGAAAGAAAAGUGGAAACACAGAGAAAAAGGCCCCUGGGAGUGAGUGAUGACCUGCAUGUGGGACUUGAGUUCUGAAAUAAAAAGAGCAGGAGCUAGCAGUCA
Molecule: messenger RNA, 2181 nt
Organism: Equus caballus (horse)
Lineage: Eukaryota; Metazoa; Chordata; Mammalia; Perissodactyla; Equidae
Gene: HEXD
Product: hexosaminidase D
Biological process (GO): carbohydrate metabolic process
Molecular function (GO): hexosaminidase activity
Source: RefSeq, a predicted model, not a curated record